ACUACAUCUUGACGAAACCCUAGUCUGGUGGUUCCCAUCUCUCAUCCUGCAGAUCGGUUCUCCGGAGAUCCUCAGCCAUGGUGAAUGUUCCCAAAACUAAGAAGACUUACUGCAAGUCAAAGGACUGCAGAAAGCACACAUUGCAUAAGGUGACGCAAUACAAGAAGGGAAAAGACAGUUUGGCUGCUCAAGGGAAGCGUCGUUAUGACAGGAAACAAUCUGGUUAUGGUGGACAAACCAAGCCUGUCUUUCACAAGAAGGCAAAAACCACUAAGAAGAUUGUGUUGAGGUUGCAAUGCCAAGGGUGUAAGCAUGUGUCUCAACACCCAAUCAAGAGGUGCAAGCAUUUUGAAAUUGGUGGAGACAAGAAGGGCAAGGGAACUUCUCUUUUCUAAGCAUUUUAUUAUUAUUUUGUGUUAUUUUGAUAAAAUGUUUAGACUUUUAGAUGCUACAACUCCUUUAUGUUUUUAUGCGAGUAUGUGUUUGGUUUUUAUUGUAUGGGUUAUUUGCUAUUUCCUAUUUUAAUCAUUCUUAAAUAUUUCAAU
Messenger RNA from Lactuca virosa, 545 nucleotides. NCBI's taxonomy places the organism in Eukaryota, Viridiplantae, Streptophyta, Magnoliopsida, Asterales, Asteraceae. The record is from the annotation of a GenBank genome assembly.